CUUUUUUAUCAAUUUAAUUUAUAUCUUGUCGCGACCGAACAAACAAUAUUGAGGGUUGAGUUAUUUGAAAAAGGCAAAAUGUACAUAUAACUCGAAAACUCAAUAUCGCUUUUGGAAGUGAGAAUUUGUAAAAUUACAAAAUUGCUUUGAUUUCGUAAAUAAAAUAUAUUAAAAAAAAGGUACCCACAUCAAGGACAUAUACGCAUUAUAUAAUUAUGAAAAUACCUCGUUACAUACAGGCACAGUCUUGUCUAUAUCUGUUGCUAAAUCUGGAUCACUCUGUACUACAGGUUAGUCGUUAUCGGCAGAGUAGGUGGCAGGCAUAAUCACAUCGUUGAACAAUUACUAAAACCAAAAUACGCGGUUUAAGAAUUUAAUACUUGCUCAAGAAACACAUAAGGAAAGGUUUCUUCUCCUCUUUGGAUGUUUGAGAAUAUCGUUAAACGAAAGUACUUUCUAAAGUUCGUUUGCAUACUACGACAUAAAUGAGUUUGAUUGCACAAUCUGUUAUUCCCAGAUUUCGUCUCAGUCAAAUUCCAAGCUUUCAUACUGUCCAGCAAUGUGUAUUUAAGAGAUUUCUUAACACGCAGCUAUCCACAUUGUCCACAGCUGAAGAUACAAACAAAAGUAUCAAUAACCGUCUUUUUAAAUUGGGUCUAGUCGAUGAAGAUGGUUACUUCUCGCGCGAAUCAUUGCUUUUUCAAAAAAAGGCACUGUUGAAUAGCAGUAAUUCAGAGAUUUUUAAAUUCCCAAAAUAUUCCCCUUCACGAUUUGCAUCGGUUCUGUUGCCUUUAGUUAAUUCGGAGGAAGGCGCCGCUGUCAUUGUGACUCUGCGUUCGUCUCGUUUACACACUCAUGCUGGUCAAAUGUGUUUUCCAGGCGGAAAAGCCGAACAAUCUGAUGGGUCGUGGUACAAUACAGCUCUUAGAGAAACUUACGAAGAGAUUGGACUUUUGCCAAACUUCUUCCAACGAAUAGGUUCUUUACCCAGUCUACCAACAAAAGAUUGGAAAACAAAAAUUACUCCUUACAUUAGCUUUACGAACCAGUAUCUCAUGUACAACGUGUCAGAAGAGGUUCAACAGGUAUACUGCAUACCAUUGACUUUUCUACUAAACCCUAAAAACCAACGCAGAGGGCUCUUCAGAAACGAAGUUCCCUUUAUUGAAUUUCACUUGGAAUGUGUUCCUCGAAUCUGGGGAAUUACUGCUUUUAUCUUAAACUCUUACUUCUCUAUUUUAUGUCCAGACUUACUCAUGAAAGUGUGAACGAUAUAUAAUUCACGAUUAAGAAGAAUAACCAUUAAGUGUAACACAUAAUUACAAGUUCAUGCUAAAAGUACAUAUAAUAAAUACCA
This is a messenger RNA of Schizosaccharomyces japonicus yFS275, 1357 nucleotides long. Its product is annotated as coenzyme A diphosphatase. Lineage: Eukaryota; Fungi; Ascomycota; Schizosaccharomycetes; Schizosaccharomycetales; Schizosaccharomycetaceae. The transcript is spliced from 2 exons. The coding region runs from base 486 to 1268 and encodes 260 amino acids. Gene Ontology annotation, molecular function: coenzyme A diphosphatase activity; metal ion binding; hydrolase activity. The record is from RefSeq and is a predicted model, not a curated record.